ACCAUAUUUUUAAUGUACGACAAUAUGGCCCGUCGUUAAAACAUUAUCCCUUCCGUAACUUCCAAUAAUCGGUUUUCUUUAAUUUGUUUCUAAAAAAUUAUCAUUAUAUAUGGAUUUGCAAAGUCAAGUACAAGAUCUUUUGGAUUUAUCCGGUCAUGUCACUUUCUGAUACUCUUAUCCGAAAAAAAACUUUAGCAAAGAGCGAUUGCGAAGAAGACUUGAAUGAUUUGUCUUAUGACAUAGCUCUAGCCUCAAAAUCCUUACAAGUCUUAGAAGUACGUCGUGAGAUUCGAGCUGUUAUUGGUGAAUUAACGGAAAUUAAAGAAAAAAUUGAAAAUUAUGGAGAUAAUCUAUCUAGUAAUUGGUUUGAUUACGUCCAAGACACAAUGGAGAGUUUACACUUACUUUUGAAAAAAGGAAUUGAAAUCGCAUCCACUGAAAAUCCGGCCCUUGAACAAAAAUCUAAUUCGUAUGAACAUUAUAAGGAACCACCAUCAUCUGAAAAUAUUGUAUAUAGAAACCGUAUUCAUCGCGAAAUACCACAAACACUACAACCUCCUCACUGUAAUAACUCCAAAGAUAGAUCUAUUAGUAUUAUCGUUCAUAGUGAUCAUGAUCUAGAGGAUCUUUCAGAGACAAUUCAUGAUAGUUGCACAGAAACAAAUACAAUAAGGGGUCGUACAAUGGACUCAGAAAAUGCAUCAGCUGCCCAUUUGUUCGUUGCAAAUCUUGGUUUAAAAAAAUCUCCUUCAAAAUCUUCCACAACUACUUUCAUUUCAUCAGAUCAAAUUUGCACAAACACUACAAACACUGCACGUGUUCCAUUCUGGUCUACUGAAGCUACAAAGGAGAGUGAUUUAUCUGCUGCAAAACACUUGUCUCAAUUAAUAAUUCAUGAGAAUGAUGAACUGGAUGAUGAGUUUGUUGAUGCUGUUGAAAGUCAAGAAUCUAACUUUGGAGAUAUACGAAUUAAAGAAUUAUCGUCUUUUACACAUAAUUAUAAUAUUUUAAAGCGAACAAGUUCUAUUUAUUCCCUACCGACUACUCUUAAUACGAUUGAAGAUGAUUCAUAUUCACAUAUGGUAUAGUGAGUGAUUAUGAUGACAAUUUUUCCGAUACGUCUUUUGCUCCUUCCGAUUCACUACCACCAUCUUCACCACAACCUUUUCAGAUUAGCUUAGAUCGUUG
Rhizophagus irregularis DAOM 181602=DAOM 197198 is the source of this 1188-nucleotide messenger RNA. NCBI's taxonomy places the organism in Eukaryota, Fungi, Glomeromycota, Glomeromycetes, Glomerales, Glomeraceae. The record is from RefSeq and is a predicted model, not a curated record.